This is a messenger RNA of Arabidopsis thaliana (thale cress), 909 nucleotides long. RefSeq names its product Chlorophyll A-B binding family protein (gene ELIP2). Gene Ontology annotation, cellular component: chloroplast thylakoid membrane. The record is from RefSeq and is marked reviewed. The transcript has 3 exons. Bases 132 to 713 code for a protein of 193 amino acids. Lineage: Eukaryota; Viridiplantae; Streptophyta; Magnoliopsida; Brassicales; Brassicaceae.
CCAACUCUAUAAAUGAAGAGAUAAUCCUACAGUUACACCUCAAACCAACUCCAUCUCACUUCUCAAGUCUUAUAAUUUAUUCAUUUCUCUCUUCUUCAUCGAUCUUCGGCUUUUAGAAAACCUAAUCAGAAAUGGCAACGGCGUCGUUUAACAUGCAGUCAGUGUUCGCUGCUCCUUCCGGUGUAUUGACUACACGCAACAUCAGAAACACAAACCAACUCUUCUUCAAGAGGAUUGCUCCGGUAGGAGUCAGAUGCAUGGCUCAGGGCGAUCCUAUCAAGGAAGAUCCUUCUGUGCCCUCGACCUCGACUUCGGCCACUCCACCACAAAUGCCACAGUCUCCUCCUCCACCAGUUAGCAAGCCUAAGGUGAGUACGAAGUUUGGAGAUUUGCUAGCGUUUAGCGGUCCAGCACCCGAGAGGAUCAACGGGAGACUAGCAAUGGUUGGAUUCGUGGCGGCCAUCGCCAUGGAGUUAUCAAAGGGAGAAAACGUGUUUGCUCAGAUCUCUGACGGUGGUGUCGGGUGGUUUCUAGGAACAACAGCGUUGUUGACGUUGGCAUCGAUGGUUCCGUUGUUCAAGGGAAUAAGGGCAGAGGCAAAGUCAAAAGGGUUCAUGACUUCAGACGCCGAGCUAUGGAACGGUCGGUUUGCGAUGCUCGGUCUCGUUGCGUUGGCCUUCACCGAGUACGUCACUGGUGGGACUCUAGUCUAAAGCUAAAGCUUUUUGUUUGCUAGUUUAAGGACAAAUUUGGAGAAUGAUUAUGUAACGCAUAGAUUGAUUUAAUACUAUGAGUUUUAAACAGUGUGUCAACAUGAAUCAAAAUUUAAAACCAUGAAAAAAACAUUAUAAAAAUUUAUUUGAAAAAGUACUUCAAAAGUUUUCUUAUAAGAUAAUGUGAAUGGAGAAG